AUGGUCCAGCGGGGAAAGCUGCUCCGCGUCCUGACUUUGAUGAAGUUCCCCUGCUGCGUGUUGGAGGUGCUCCUGUGCGCGCUGGCGGCGGCGGCGCGCGGUCAGGAGAUGUACGCCCCGCACUCGAUUCGGAUCGAGGGGGACGUCACCCUUGGGGGGCUGUUCCCCGUGCACGCCAAGGGUCCCAGCGGAGUGCCCUGCGGCGACAUCAAGAGGGAGAACGGGAUCCACAGGCUGGAAGCGAUGCUCUACGCCUUGGACCAGAUCAACAGCGAUCCCAACCUGCUGCCCAACGUGACGCUAGGCGCGCGGAUCCUGGACACUUGUUCCAGGGACACUUAUGCGCUCGAGCAGUCGCUCACUUUCGUCCAAGCGCUCAUCCAAAAGGACACCUCCGACGUGCGCUGCACCAACGGCGAGCCCCCCGUAUUCGUCAAGCCUGAGAAAGUAGUUGGAGUGAUUGGGGCUUCGGGGAGUUCCGUCUCCAUCAUGGUAGCCAACAUCCUGAGGCUUUUCCAGAUCCCCCAGAUUAGUUAUGCAUCAACGGCACCUGAGUUAAGUGACGACCGGCGCUAUGACUUCUUCUCCCGCGUGGUCCCACCCGAUUCCUUCCAAGCCCAGGCCAUGGUAGACAUUGUAAAGGCCCUAGGCUGGAAUUAUGUGUCUACUCUUGCAUCUGAAGGAAGUUAUGGAGAGAAAGGUGUGGAAUCCUUCACGCAGAUUUCCAAAGAGGCAGGUGGGCUCUGCAUUGCCCAGUCCGUGAGAAUCCCCCAAGAGCGCAAAGACAGGACCAUUGACUUUGAUAGAAUUAUCAAACAGCUCCUGGACACUCCCAACUCCAGGGCCGUCGUGAUUUUUGCCAACGAUGAGGAUAUAAAGCAGAUCCUUGCAGCAGCAAAAAGAGCUGACCAAGUGGGUCAUUUUCUUUGGGUGGGAUCAGACAGCUGGGGAUCCAAAAUCAACCCACUACACCAGCAUGAAGAUAUUGCAGAAGGCGCCAUCACCAUUCAGCCCAAGAGAGCAACUGUUGAAGGGUUUGAUGCCUACUUUACAUCCCGCACACUUGAAAACAACAGAAGAAAUGUAUGGUUUGCUGAAUACUGGGAAGAAAACUUCAACUGCAAGUUGACGAUUAGUGGGUCAAAAAAAGAAGACACAGAUCGCAAAUGCACAGGGCAGGAGAGAAUUGGGAAAGAUUCCAACUAUGAGCAGGAGGGGAAGGUUCAGUUCGUGAUUGAUGCAGUCUAUGCCAUGGCCCAUGCCCUUCAUCACAUGAACAAGGACCUCUGUGCUGACUACCGGGGGGUCUGUCCAGAGAUGGAGCAUGCCGGGGGCAAGAAGUUGUUGAAGUAUAUCCGCAAUGUUAACUUCAAUGGUAGUGCUGGCACCCCAGUAAUGUUUAACAAGAAUGGGGAUGCACCUGGACGUUAUGACAUCUUUCAGUACCAGACGACAAACACCACCAACCCUGGUUACCGCCUAAUUGGACAGUGGACAGACGAGCUUCAGCUCAAUAUAGAGGACAUGCAGUGGGGUAAAGGGGUCCGGGAGAUCCCCGCCUCUGUGUGCACACUACCAUGUAAGCCUGGGCAACGAAAGAAGACACAGAAGGGUACCCCUUGCUGCUGGACCUGUGAGCCCUGCGAUGGGUACCAGUACCAGUUUGAUGAGAUGACCUGCCAGCACUGCCCCUACGACCAGCGGCCCAACGAAAACCGAACAGGCUGCCAGGACAUCCCCAUCAUAAAACUGGAGUGGCAUUCCCCCUGGGCUGUCAUCCCAGUGUUCCUUGCAAUGUUGGGCAUCAUCGCCACCAUCUUUGUCAUGGCCACAUUCAUCCGCUACAAUGACACGCCCAUUGUCCGGGCUUCCGGCCGGGAACUCAGUUAUGUUCUGUUGACGGGCAUCUUCCUUUGCUACAUUAUCACUUUCCUGAUGAUCGCCAAACCCGAUGUGGCAGUGUGUUCUUUUCGGCGAGUUUUCCUGGGCUUGGGAAUGUGCAUAAGUUAUGCAGCCCUUUUGACAAAGACCAAUCGGAUUUAUCGCAUAUUUGAGCAGGGCAAGAAAUCUGUGACUGCUCCCAGACUCAUAAGCCCAACAUCACAGCUGGCAAUCACUUCCAGUUUAAUAUCAGUUCAGCUCUUAGGUGUUUUUAUUUGGUUUGGUGUUGACCCACCGAACAUCAUCAUAGACUAUGAUGAACAUAAGACAAUGAACCCUGACCAGGCCAGAGGAGUUCUCAAAUGUGACAUUACAGAUCUCCAAAUUAUUUGCUCCUUGGGAUAUAGCAUUCUUCUCAUGGUCACAUGUACUGUGUAUGCCAUCAAGACUCGGGGUGUCCCAGAGAAUUUUAAUGAAGCCAAGCCCAUUGGAUUCACUAUGUACACGACUUGUAUAGUAUGGCUAGCCUUCAUUCCAAUUUUUUUUGGCACCGCUCAGUCAGCAGAAAAGCUCUACAUACAAACUACCACACUUACAAUCUCCAUGAACCUAAGUGCGUCAGUGGCGCUGGGGAUGCUAUACAUGCCGAAAGUGUACAUCAUCAUUUUCCACCCCGAGCUCAAUGUCCAGAAACGGAAGCGAAGCUUCAAGGCGGUAGUCACAGCAGCCACCAUGUCAUCGCGGCUGUCACACAAACCCAGUGACAGACCCAAUGGUGAGGCAAAGACAGAACUCUGUGAAAACGUAGACCCAAACAACUGUAUACCACCUGUAAGAAAGAGUGUACAAAAGUCUGUUACUUGGUACACUAUCCCACCAACAGUAUAG
Loxodonta africana (African savanna elephant) is the source of this 2769-nucleotide messenger RNA. It is a transcript of the gene GRM7, whose product is annotated as glutamate metabotropic receptor 7. The record is from RefSeq and is a predicted model, not a curated record. The transcript is spliced from 10 exons. Gene Ontology annotation, cellular component: plasma membrane. Gene Ontology annotation, molecular function: group III metabotropic glutamate receptor activity. The coding region runs from base 1 to 2769 and encodes 922 amino acids. Lineage: Eukaryota; Metazoa; Chordata; Mammalia; Proboscidea; Elephantidae. Gene Ontology annotation, biological process: regulation of synaptic transmission, glutamatergic; G protein-coupled glutamate receptor signaling pathway.